Messenger RNA from Hyaena hyaena (striped hyena), 3310 nucleotides. It is a transcript of the gene GTPBP1, whose product is annotated as GTP binding protein 1. The transcript has 12 exons. Gene Ontology annotation, molecular function: translation elongation factor activity; GTP binding; GTPase activity. NCBI's taxonomy places the organism in Eukaryota, Metazoa, Chordata, Mammalia, Carnivora, Hyaenidae. The coding region runs from base 335 to 2302 and encodes 655 amino acids. Gene Ontology annotation, biological process: translational elongation. The record is from RefSeq and is a predicted model, not a curated record.
CCGCUCCCGUUGGCUGGAAGGCUCCAGGCAGGUAGCGUGGACGCGGUGCUGCCCCCUCCCGAGCUGCGAUCCAGGCGCGUGACGUCUCAGACAUUUGUUGUUGGGCUUUGGGCCUCAUUAAUUAUUCAUUAGGUACUUGAAAGGGCGGCAGUGAUUGGUGGCUGAGAGGCCGGGUCGAUUGUUUCUUAGCUAGAGAUACGUGUCACUCUCUACGCGGCUGCAGAAGUUUCGCAUAAAUUAUCCGAUGAGGGGCGGGGCGGGGCAACGCAUAGAUUAGGCAAAUGAGCCGAGGAGGGAGGAGAGGCCGGCUACGAAUUAGCCUAAGUUAUUAAAGAUGGCGGCGGAGCGGAGUCGCUCCCCGAUGGACUCGCCGGUCCCGGCCUCUAUGUUCGCCCCCGAGCCCAGCUCCCCGGGGGCGGCCAGGGCCGCGGCGGCUGCCGCCCGGCUCCACGGCGGCUUCGACUCGGACUGCAGCGAGGACGGCGAGGCGCUCAACGGCGAGCCGGAGCUGGACCUCACCAGCAAGCUGGUUCUAGUGAGCCCUACAUCAGAGCAGUAUGACAGCCUACUUCGGCAGAUGUGGGAGAGGAUGGACGAGGGAUGCGGAGAGACCAUAUAUGUCAUUGGGCAGGGAUCAGAUGGAACUGAAUAUGGACUGAGUGAAGCUGACAUGGAGGCCUCGUACGCCACAGUGAAGAGCAUGGCGGAACAGAUAGAGGCCGAUGUCAUCCUCCUGCGGGAGCGUCAGGAAGCUGGGGGCCGUGUGCGUGAUUACCUGGUCCGGAAACGAGUGGGAGACAAUGACUUCCUGGAGGUCAGGGUGGCAGUAGUGGGCAAUGUGGAUGCCGGCAAAAGCACGCUUCUGGGGGUCCUGACGCACGGGGAGCUGGACAACGGCCGAGGCUUUGCCCGCCAGAAACUCUUCCGCCACAAACAUGAGAUCGAAUCUGGUCGCACCAGCAGUGUGGGCAACGACAUUCUGGGCUUUGACAGCGAAGGCAACGUGGUAAACAAGCCAGACAGCCACGGCGGCAGCCUGGAAUGGACAAAGAUUUGUGAGAAAUCCACUAAGGUCAUUACCUUCAUCGACUUGGCUGGCCAUGAGAAAUACCUGAAGACCACGGUCUUUGGCAUGACUGGUCACUUGCCGGACUUCUGCAUGCUCAUGGUGGGCAGCAAUGCUGGCAUCGUGGGGAUGACCAAGGAGCAUCUGGGCCUGGCAUUGGCGCUCAAUGUGCCUGUCUUUGUGGUGGUCACCAAGAUCGACAUGUGCCCUGCCAACAUCCUGCAAGAAACCCUGAAGCUGUUACAGCGCCUGCUGAAGUCACCAGGCUGCCGGAAGAUCCCCGUGUUGGUACAGAGCAAGGAUGAUGUGAUUGUGACGGCCUCCAACUUCAGCUCCGAGAGGAUGUGCCCGAUAUUCCAGAUCUCCAACGUUACCGGUGAGAACCUAGAUCUGCUGAAGAUGUUUCUCAACCUCCUCUCCCCGCGCACCAGCUACCGGGAGGAGGAACCCGCUGAGUUCCAGAUUGACGACACUUACUCUGUCCCAGGUGUGGGGACGGUGGUGUCGGGGACAACGCUGAGAGGCCUGAUUAAGCUGAAUGACACCCUGCUGCUGGGCCCAGACCCCCUGGGCAACUUCCUGUCCAUCGCUGUCAAAUCAAUCCACCGCAAGCGCAUGCCUGUCAAGGAGGUGCGGGGGGGCCAGACGGCCUCCUUUGCACUGAAGAAGAUCAAGCGCUCGUCCAUCCGCAAGGGCAUGGUGAUGGUUUCCCCACGCUUGAACCCCCAGGCGUCCUGGGAGUUUGAGGCCGAGAUCCUCGUCCUCCACCACCCCACCACGAUUAGUCCGCGCUACCAGGCCAUGGUUCACUGUGGGAGCAUCAGGCAGACGGCCACCAUUCUGAGCAUGGACAAGGACUGUCUGCGCACCGGGGACAAGGCCACCGUGCACUUCCGUUUCAUCAAGACCCCUGAGUACCUGCACAUAGACCAGCGGCUGGUGUUCCGGGAAGGCCGCACCAAGGCUGUGGGCACCAUCACCAAGCUCCUCCAGACCACCAACAACUCCCCGAUGAACUCGAAGCCCCAGCAGAUUAAGAUGCAGUCAACGAAAAAGGGCCCCCUGGCCAAACGAGAAGAGGGGGGCCCCUCUGGGGGGCCAGCAGUAGGGGCGCCCCCACCUGGAGAGGAAGCUUGCUCUCUAGGGACCUCGCAGCCGGCUCUGUCCAGCGGCCUCCAGGCACAGGCCCUCCCGGCGGAGGAGCUCCCGUGGGGAAUGCUGGCUGCGCCUCCCUAAGCCCCCGGCUCUGGAGCAGGGCAGGGGCGGGAGGAGCCCAGCUUCUCCUCUCGGGAUGCGUGGCUUCAGAACCCGGGCUCCUCUGCCGGCUGUGACAUGGGACAAGCUGCCAGUCUUCUCUGAACCUCAGUUUCCUCACCUAGAGCGGGAGGUAAACACACACCGGGGUCGCGGUGGGUGUGAGGAUUCCGUGAGAGAACGGAUGGUGAAGCUCUGACGUGCCCGGCAUGGGAGGGGGAGCGGGGGGGUGCCCAGUGAACGGUCCCCGCGCUGCCUACCACUGCGCCAGCCCCCACGUCGGCAGGGCGAGGGGCAGGCGCGGGAGGAGAAGUGUGGUGUUGACGUGUCUCUGUGAUGUGGCUGUGCUGUGCCGGAUGUCCCCUCACUCGUUGGAUUUCGAAGCUACUAAGUAGGAAAGAGGCGGUGUUGCAGUUUUCUGGUCAGGAAACCAGCGCAGAGAGCGGUGCUGCUGGCAGGCACGGUCGUGCCCGCGCCGCCCCCUUCGCAGGCAGCUGCUCCGCCCCGUGCCCUUGGGCCCCUUGCCCGGUCCUCUGUGGGGUGUUUCCCUUCUUGCUUUUUGACUCUGGUUCUGCUCACAGGGGCUGCUGCCCACUGGUGCCUUCCUAAGAGGAGGGCUCUGGCCUCGAGCUCCCCCCCGGCUCCCCGUCCCCAUGCAGGUGCCGUGGCCUCCGUGCCCACAAGACUGCUUUAGGACGGCACCUCGUUUUGCCUGAACUCUUUUGCCCCGAAGAGCAUAACCACUUUACUUCUGGAAGCCGUGGCCUCCGCCCUGGCCUCUGCCAUCCGACACUCGGGAGGUUGGUCUGGAUCUGUGGUCGCCAGGCCCGCACCUGCCAGCGGGGGCUACCGGAUCCGGGGUUUUACUGUCAUUAGCAGGGACUCCAGAGGUCCCCUACGGGUCUCAGCCCUACCAACUCUCACUUUGGAACACAACACCAGCCCUUUUGUAGAUGACAAAGAAUAAAGUUGUUAACUGAUCAUCUCGAA